AGUUCUGCCAAAGACCCGACUCCACCAAACCUUAAGCAUCUUAUCUCUGUCUAUCUCUUCCUCUUAAUAAGUGGGGGCCAUAUUAUAUUGCCGGUCAUCGUCACUACUGCCCUACUUCACAAGAAGUUGUGCUGGCAUCCAACUUUGAUAAAUCUGUGCAUGACUUGGGUGUUCUACUCGAUAAUACACUCUCUCUAUCUGUACACAGGAGAAGACACACAUCAUCGCUACCGAACAGUCUGCAUGGCGCAAGCAGCCAUGAUAUAUGGAGCUGCCCCGAUGGCCACAGUUGCGGUUGUCGGUGUUGCUAUCCAUACCUGGACAACCAUUCAAAAUUUUGAACACCACUUUGCUGAGAAGUUUCCUCGAUGGCUUUGCAGGUUCCUGAUAAUAUCACCGCCAUAUAUGGUGUUUGCGGGGUUUUCCAUCGGUGCAUGGAUUUUAACAGAACUUCACAAGGGCUCUGCACAGCCGUUGAAUGGUCUUUUCUGCACGUUUUAUGUGCACUCACUAGCCUUGGCAGUUCCAGCGUUCUGCGUUGCGAUGAUGGCAUUGGUAUUGUGCUUUGAAGCGGCUAUCACCAUCCAAUACUACCACAGAUGGAAACAUAUCCAGAAUUCAUUCCCGCUCAUAGGACCUAGACGACCUUCAACCUCACUCAUUUUCAGAGUUGGCCUGUUUUGCCUGUAUUCGUGGGCAGCUCUAAUGGCAGCCAUUGUGUUUUUGACUGAGCAGCCCAUAGCCGAAACUUAUCAUAUAAUUCCUGCAGCUCUGCCUUUGGCUUCAGCACUCGUAUUUGGACUACAAAAGGAUAUGAUCUGCGCGUGGUUCCCUUGUCUGCGUAAGCGCAAACUGCCUGCUGAAGCAGCACCAGAGAUUCCGAAUGCCCGCAGGGAUCACAUAUAUUUCUCUCACGCGCACGCUCGCCAUUGAGAGCCACCCGCCAAGUGACUUUCAAUACAGGAGUACGGAGGACCGCAUCGCAGUAUUCUGUGGAUUAAUAUAGUCUGAUGCAUGCCUAUCAUUU
Messenger RNA from Suillus clintonianus, 1027 nucleotides. RefSeq lists its product as uncharacterized. The coding region runs from base 160 to 933 and encodes 257 amino acids. The record is from RefSeq and is a predicted model, not a curated record. NCBI's taxonomy places the organism in Eukaryota, Fungi, Basidiomycota, Agaricomycetes, Boletales, Suillaceae. The transcript has 12 exons.